GAGAGUGGAUGAAAUUUAUUAUAAUACGUUGUAGAAGUAGUACUUUUGUUCCAUUAUACCGUUUCUUUGUGGUUAUAAUUGUUUAACGAACCUUAAUACAAUUGUAUCCAUCCAUUGUUCAUAUCCUUAAUUUAGUAUAUCCUACUGUUUAAUUUGUAUUUGAUAUUUUCAAAUAAAGUUAUUUAAAUUGAGAAGUUACUUUGGAAAAAGUAUAUGUUUCGAUUUCCUGUGAGUCAGUUAAUUGUUAUGCGCAACAUGAGUAUUUUUACUCAGUGUCUAAAUCCUUUAACCGGUAUUAUUACUUGGGAAGAAAAAGAUGAAAAUUAUGAUUAUCAUCAAGAAGUUGCUAGAUCAGCAUUUGCUGAUAUGUUACACGACCAUGAAAGAAAUGAAAAAUAUUACGUUGCUCUUAAAACUGCAAUUGAAAGAAAGCAUCAAACUGGAGAAGAAGCUAAUGUAAUUGAUAUAGGAACUGGUACUGGGUUAUUGUCAAUGAUGGCUGCCAAAUGUGGGGCAGAUAGUGUAACAGCAUGCGAGGCUUUUACACCAAUGGCUAAAUGUGCUAUAAAAAUAAUAGAAGAAAAUGGUUUUGAAAAUAAGAUCAAAUUAAUACACAAACGUUCUACAAAAAUGACAGUGGGAAAGGAUGGUGAUAUGGUUAAGAAAGCAAACAUUUUAGUUACAGAAGUAUUUGAUACUGAACUUAUCGGAGAAGGAGCUCUUUCUACGUUUCGUCAUGCUCAUGAAUAUCUCCUUGAAGAGAAUAGUAUAGUAGUACCACAUACUGCUACUGUUUGGGUACAAGUUGUUGAGAGUCCAGCUAUACAUGCGUGGAAUACAAUACAACCGAUACAAUACAAAAACAAAUACUUGUUAAGUACACCACAUUGUGUAAAGUCUUGUUUUGGAGCAGCUGCAGUACAUGAUAUACAAUUAACAGAAUUUCCUCGUAAUGCAUUUAAACCAUUAUUACCACCUCAGGCUAUUUUUAGAUUUGAUUUGUCUGGUAAAACACCUCUACAGUAUGAUGAGAAAGUAUGCUUGCGUGUAAAACCAACUUCAACUGGUACAGCACAUGCUAUUUUCAUGUGGUGGGAUUUAAAUAUGGAUAUAGACAAUCAGGUUUUGUUAAGUUGUGCACCAGUAUGGGAACAUCCUAAUACAAAAAAGUUACAAGAUGAAGGUAUAAGUCUUACAAAAAUAGCAGAUUUAAUACCUUGGAGGGAUCACUGGAUGCAAGCUAUCUAUUACUUACCUAUAGAAACAUCAGUCAUUGCUGACAACGGAAUUAGUUUGAUUGGAUAUCAUGAUGAAUAUUCUCUUUGGUUUCAAUUGAUAAAUGAAUCAAUAAGUGAAAUACCAGAUUGUAAAAGACCUAUCUGCAGUUGCGGUGUUCACGUAGCUUAUUGUAGAACACGUAUAGGACAAUUAAAUGAUGAAAAACGAAAUGAAAAAUAUAUUAAAGCACUGGAAGAGAAGGUUACAUCAGAAACAGUUUGUUUAUGUUUGUCAGAUAGUUGUUUACUAAGUCUUGCUGCUAUAAAAUUAGGCGCAAAGAAAAUAUUUAUUUUAGAGACCAAUUUUCUAUCCAGAAAAUGUACAGAAAUGUUUAUAAAAGCAAAUGAACUCUCAGAAAAAGUACAUAUCAUUGAAUCAGUAGAUGAUUUGCCUCCAGAAAACACAAUUAAUUUAAUUUUUGGCGAACCGUAUUUUGUUACUUCCAUUAUACCAUGGGAAAAUCUUUAUUACUGGUAUCUCUCAUCAAAAUAUUCAUCUCAAGUAGAAAGAAUUCCGAUUGCAGCAACAAUUAUGGGUGUUGCGGUUGAAUUUAAAGAUUUACAUAAAAUACGGGCACCGCUUGGAAUCUGUGAAGGUUUUGAUUUAUCUAUAUUUGAUAAACUUGUUCAGGCAUCAAGCGAGAAAAGUGAUAGUCCAAUAGAAGCUCAACCAUUAUGGGAGUACCCUGCUAAGGCACUAAGUUUACCUUUUAUUAUUCAAGAAUUCGAUUUGACACAGAAUGCAAAUGAAUAUAAAAAUAUAAAUAUUUCAAAUACCGUUUCUAUAUUAGAGAAUGGAUCAUGUAAUGGUGUGGCUUUAUGGGUUGAUUGGCAUUUGAAUUCCGAAAUUACAGUAUCUUCUGGACCUACUACAGAAAUACAGCCUGGUAAACGGAUAUCAUGGGAUCCGUUUACGAGACAAGGUGUGCAUUUAUUUAGAGACAUAACAAAUGUUACACAACAAAAUGUUCUUCAAUGGUCAUUUGUCUUUGUACCACACCAUGGAAAUAUGACAUGUGAUUUUCAUAUGUUGUCAAAAACUAUGAAAUAACGUGACGCAAUAUUUAUAAAAAUAUGUUUUUAAAUUAAAGACGUUACUUGUUUAUAUA
Colletes gigas is the source of this 2386-nucleotide messenger RNA. RefSeq names its product protein arginine N-methyltransferase 7 (gene Art7). Gene Ontology annotation, molecular function: protein-arginine N-methyltransferase activity. The coding region runs from base 214 to 2328 and encodes 704 amino acids. The record is from RefSeq and is a predicted model, not a curated record. Gene Ontology annotation, biological process: peptidyl-arginine methylation. The transcript is spliced from 10 exons. NCBI's taxonomy places the organism in Eukaryota, Metazoa, Arthropoda, Insecta, Hymenoptera, Colletidae.